Molecule: messenger RNA, 900 nt
Organism: Fusarium pseudograminearum CS3096
Lineage: Eukaryota; Fungi; Ascomycota; Sordariomycetes; Hypocreales; Nectriaceae
Exons: 1
Coding region: 1-900 (299 amino acids)
Source: RefSeq, a predicted model, not a curated record
AUGAUACAAGCUCUGUUCACUCGGCGCGUACUUUACGCGGCUGUAUCGCUGGCGCUGACGUGGAUCCUCGCCUUGAAUUAUCGCGAGUCUUUGUUCAAUACAGUCAAGUCACAAUUGACUUCUUCCACAACUUCCGGGAUCCUCAUCAAGGACAAGGUCGCCACUAUCACCGACACUCUUUUCACACCACGCUUGAUUCCCCUCAUUCUUCAUUAUCGCGCCGUUCUUGGCCCUUCAUGGCCUAUUGUGUUCUUUACUUCCCAAGCAACAUUUGACAAACAUUUCUCACCAGAUGCACCAUCCACGUCUGCAGCAUGGCGUCAAGCAAUAGCAGAUGGAUCCAUUGAGACGCGAAUUAUAUCAUCCGAGUUCAACCUCACCUCAAGAAAAGGCGUCAACUCUUACUUUUCGGAUCCUUGGCUGUGGGAACAACUUGCACCAGCCAAACAUGUUCUUGUCUUUCAAGCCGAUGCAAUGCUUUGCGCAAAUGCACGGAAAGCAGUUGAUGAAUAUCUUGAAUGGGAUUUUAUCGGCGCACCUCUCAACGACACACGACAAGUCUUCAACGGUGGUUUAUCUCUUCGCAAUAGACCUAUGAUGCUUGAUAUCAUUAAGAGCAGAGACUGGUGGACAGAUACGAAUACAAAAGAUGCAGAGUAUGAAGGCCAUGGCGAGGAUUACUGGAUGAGUGUGCUGAUGCGCGAGAGAGGAGCUCAUCUCCCAUCCGUCAAAGAGGCGUUGACCUUUUCUAAACAAUUACCCUGGCACUUUAAGCUACCAGGGAACCCGAUCGGGUAUCAUAGAGUGCAUAGACAGCUGAGGAGAGAUAAGAAGGCUAUUCCCAAGAUCCGGGAGUGGUGUCCCGAGAUUGAUCUGGCAGGGACUGGAAAGCUACGAUAG